This is a messenger RNA of Zootoca vivipara (common lizard), 3340 nucleotides long. The record is from RefSeq and is a predicted model, not a curated record. Lineage: Eukaryota; Metazoa; Chordata; Lepidosauria; Squamata; Lacertidae.
GGGAGUUUGUUAAUGACUGUAGUAGGGAAAAGAGAAAGUUGUCUGUUACUUUUUGAGCUUUAAAGUAUUAGCUGGGAAUUGGAAGGGUGAGAUAAGGGGAGGGGAAUUUAAAAGCAGCCCUGGACAAAAUGAUGCAAGAGGCGUGAAAGAAUAGCUAUAAUAUAAUAUAAUAAAAAUUAUAUCAAGUAAACCUGAUUUAUGGAGGGAGGUGGGAAGAAGAAAGGGAAGUUGAGAGAUAACAUAUUGGUUUUGCCCUGUAGAACUCCUUGCCCAUGUAUGGUGAAGGGUAAUGAUAAGCUUUGACACCUUAUCCUUUUUAUUUUUGUUUUAGAUUUAUUUUUUAUCUUUAAUUUCCAGAUUUUUUAUCAGGCCCUUCUCUUGCCCUUUUAACUGCACCCAUCCGUCAGGCAUUCUUUAGUUGUGAUUCCUGCAUUGCAGGGAGUUGUACUAGAUUACCCUUUGGAAGUACCAACUCAAGAUGAUUCCAUGAUCCUGACACAUAGAAAUGGAACACUGGAAAGCUUUUCUUGGGCUUCCUCUGCAUGGCAUGACAAAUUUUAGCUGCAAUGUCUAUGUGUUGGCUUACUGUGAAAAAACAGAGCCUGCUGGCUUUGGGUUAGUUUUCCCUGAGCAGAACCACCCUGAGACAUUUUCCCAACCCACCUCAUAUCAAUAUGUGAUCUGAAAGGUGUGCUACAGGACCUUCAACAUUUAUCUCCCUUGAUGUGAGGGAUACAAGGGUGCAGCUAUCUGACUGUGUGCCAUUUCCUUGGCAACUGGACCAAUGGGGUCUUUCUACAUGAGUUUCUCAUCUCUUAAACUGGUGGGGACCGAGCCCGCUUCUUAAAUACUUACGGUGCAAGGAAUAGAUGUCGCCCAGAGCUCUGAGUCGCUUUCCUCUCUGUUUUUGCCCUUAGCCAGAAGUGGCCUCUGCAGACUCCCUGUCUGCAUAGGAGAAAAGCAGGCAAGGGGAUGCCCCCCCCCUGCUCAUUUUUCAGCUCCAAAUCACCCUCUUCUCUACUGCUUUCCUGCCUGUGAAAGAACAGAUCAGGGGUACCCAGUAUCUUUCUCCCUUAAUCUUUGACUGAAGGAGCAACGGGAAAGGGUUAAGCUGGACUCAUUUACUCUUAAUUUACUCCUAAAUUGCUUUUUAAUACUUUUGUUUCAGUUUUUAAAAAUAAAAUAAUCAGAGGCAAGAAACACAACCCCCCUUAUAUCUAAGUGAACCCUCCAGUGUUCUGCUUUGUGGAACACUAUUUUUCUCUCGCUGGUGGCUGGUGGGAGUUGUAGUCCAAAAUAGCCAGAGGGCACCAGGUCAGGGAAGGCUGUUCUAGGUCCCCUUUGGGUUGGAGGCCUGCAUUUUCCAGAAGUUUGAAAGAAGAUUUGUGUUUUUCCCAUUGCCUCGUCUAGGUUGAGAGCGGUGGUCCAGAAGCCCUUGCAAACACUUUGCCUCGCUGGUGUGGAGCCAUUUGCAAGGAUCCAAAGCCGAGCCCUUGGCCACAGGUAACUGGCCUCCGAGAAGAUAUUCAAAGCCAUGUCCAUGGAGAGCGCAGGACCCCUGAAGCCCCUUAUCGCCGUCUGCCAGAUGACCUCCACUCCUGACAAAGCCCACAACUGGGCGUCCUGCUCACGGCUCGUCCGGGAGGCUGCCCAGAGGGGGGCUUGCGUUGUCUUCCUCCCGGAAGGCUUCGACUUCAUUGGCAGCAGCGUGAAGGAGUCCCUGAGCCUAGCUGAGCCCCUGGAGGGAGACCAUCUGCAGCGUUACAUUGGGCUGGCCAGGGAAUGUGGUGUCUGGUUGUCCCUUGGAGGCUUCCAUGAAAGAGGCUGUGAUUGGGAGAGCACAGGAAGGAUCUACAACUGCCACCUCCUCUUGGAUCCCAAAGGAACCCUGGUAGCUGCCUAUCGGAAGACUCAUCUUUUUGACGUAGAGAUGGAGGGGCGAGUGUCCCUGAAGGAAAGUGCCUUCACCAACCCAGGCUCCAAGAUAGUGGCUCCUGUGGAGACCCCGGCUGGAAAGGUUGGUCUGGCCAUUUGCUACGAUCUCCGCUUCCCAGAAAUGUCUAUCGCUCUGGCCCGGGAAGGGGCGGAGAUUCUCACCUACCCAUCAGCCUUCACUGUGACAACAGGCUCGGCCCACUGGGAGGUGCUGCUGCGAGCUCGUGCUGUUGAGACCCAGUGUUAUGUGGUUGCAGCUGCUCAGACAGGAAAGCACCACGCAAGCCGCACCUCCUACGGCCACGCCAUGGUAGUGGACCCAUGGGGCAGCGUCGUCGCCCAGUGCCAGGAGGGGCCAGGCCUGUGCUACGCAGAGAUCGACCUUGCCUACCUGCGCCGCAUCCGGCAGGAGAUGCCGGUCUUCUCCCAUCGCCGGGCCGACCUGUAUGGCCAGGUGGCUGCUCAGAAGAGACCCCCAUCCCCGUGAUUUGCUUGGUUGCUGCUGGCCCAGCUUCCGGAACCUCUUAUCCUUCUAAUGACCUACCUGGGUGGAUUUUCGCUCCCUCAACCAACAAUUCUGCUAGGAAGUGGGUGAUAAGUAGAACAACUAAGAGAAAUGUACCCGCUCUCCCAAGUGGAUCCAGGAAAGGGCACCUUGCCCUAUGAAGCCUGGUCUUUUAUUCCACCUGGGAAGGGUGCAUUCGCUCAGAUGAGCUGCAGUGAAUCCUUUGCCCCCAAAUUAGGGGCGGUGGAAUCUGCAAGCCCCCAGAUCCUGCUAGACCUAAAUUCCCAUCAGUUCCAGCCAGUACACAGAUGGGAGAUGCAGUCCAGGAACAUUCAGAGUGUCAGUUUCCCCAGCUCUGACUGAAAUAAAUCUGCCCCCGCUGGAUUCCCACACUUCUUCCAGUCACCUAAUAAUCCAUUUUUAAACGGUUACAUUGGUACCUCGAGUUACAAACGCUUCAGGUUACAAACUCCGCUAACCUGGAAGAGUUGCCUCGAAUUGAGAACUUUGCCCCAGGAUGAGAACAGAAAUUGUGUUCUGGCAGCAAGAGGCCCCAUUAGCAAAAGCACGCCUCUAAGUAAGAAGUGUUUCAGGUUAAGAACGGACUUCCGGAACGAAUUAAGUUCAUAACUAGAGGUGCCACUGUAUUGGGAUCAGAACCCAGCUGGCUUCCAAUAGGGUUCUGCCCCUUAGGCAAACGGUGCUUUGGAUUUGUUUCCAUCUCUCUGCUGCUAAGAGUCAAGUAUCACAACUCACACACGAUGCAAACUUUUUGGCCCACUUUAUUUUGUGCCGAACAUUAUCCUUCCACUUGAUUGCAACUUGGAGAUGAGGAAUAAGUUUUUAGCAAAUAAAUUUGUCACUUGUAUGCAUGAUGAAAUUGGAAUCUCUCUUUUUUUU